GCGACCCGCUCGCUCGCAGCUCGUCCACCACACGAUCCGGUUACCGGAGCCGCCUGCUGCAAUGAAAACACCUCCGUCGGUGGGUGGAUGUACGGGCCCGGUUCCAUCAUUAUCUCCCCGAACUGUGACCGAGUGACCACUGAAGAAGCCAUGCGGCGGAUACUGCGGCUCACAGAUGGCGCGCGCCACUCCGGAGCCGACAUCCCUCCGCCACGCGCCGCCCUGUAGGCCGGAUUUGAGCUCCAGGCGCCACCCGCCUUUUUGACUUCAUGAAGAUCCCCGACAUCGGUGAUGUGAUGAAUAAAUUUGAAGUCCUGGGGAUCGUGGGUGAAGGUGCCUACGGUGUUGUUUUGAAGUGCCGACACAAGGACACCAAUGAAAUUGUGGCCAUUAAGAAGUUCAAGGACAGCGAAGAAAAUGAGGAGGUCAAAGAAACGACGCUGCGGGAGCUCAAGAUGCUGCGGACCCUCAAGCAGGAGAACAUCGUGGAGUUGAAAGAGGCCUUCCGGAGACGAGGGAAGCUUUAUCUCGUCUUUGAGUAUGUGGAGAAGAACAUGCUGGAGCUGCUGGAGGAGCUUCCCAACGGCGUAGCCACCGACAAGGCGCGCAGCUACAUCUACCAGCUGAUCCGAGCCAUCCACUGGUGCCACAAGCACGACAUCGUUCACCGAGACAUAAAGCCGGAGAACCUGCUCAUCAGCUCCGAAGACGUCCUCAAGCUGUGCGACUUUGGCUUCGCACGUAAUCUAUCCGAGGGGACGGAUGCCAAUUACACCGAGUACGUGGCCACGAGAUGGUACCGCUCUCCGGAGCUCCUGCUUGGGGCCCCGUACGGGAAGGCCGUGGACAUGUGGUCGGUGGGCUGCAUCUUGGGGGAGCUGAGCGACGGGCAGCCCCUGUUCCCCGGAGAGAGCGAGAUCGACCAGCUCUUCACCAUCCAGAAGGUCCUGGGACCCCUCCCGCCGGAGCAGAUGAAGCUCUUCUACAACAACCCUCGCUUCCACGGGCUGCGGUUCCCGGCGGUGAAUCACCCCCAGACGUUGGAGCGGAGGUACCUGGGCAUCAUCGGCGGAGCGCUGCUGGACCUGCUGAAGAGCCUGCUGCUGCUGAACCCGGCGGAGCGCUUCCUCACCGAGCAGAGCAUCAACCACCACGCCUUCCAGACGUUGCGGCUGGUGGAGCGGCCCGGCCCGCCCACGCCUACACCGGCUCGCUCCUCCAAGAGGAAACCUCACCACGGAGACAACACCACCCCCAGCAGGAGUCACGGGGGAAAGGGUUCCGGAAGCCACCGCUCCAGCAGCAGAGAGUGCUCCAGCCUGCCCCGGCACGAAGACCUGCACCCGAGCAGCGACGGCUUCCUCAACGGCAACAUGCCGGCGGCCAUCAACCUCAGCCCCACGCUGCACCCCAAGAGCUACCAGCCGCAGAUCUUCAACCACGCCGCCUCGUGCAACGUGGACCUGGCCAGCGGCAACCUGCCCCACCUGCUCAGCCCCGGCGAGGCCAAGGGCAAGGGCGACCCGGGGCCCAAGGCGUCCGACGGCCCGGGGGCCAAGUACCUCAAGUCCAACUUCCGCUCGCAGCAGAACCGCCACUCUUUCGUGGAGGGGAAGACCAACACGCUCCAGUCGGGGGAGAAACACGGGCGGCGCCACGUGGAGUCGCACGGAUCCACGCCCUCCUCCAAGUUCUCCUACCUUAACCUGUCCAAGAGCUACGGGACGCUCAGCGACGCCAAGUCGGUGGGGAACCUGAACGACGUGCACCUUUACGCCGACGAGCCCACGUCUCGCUACUUCCCCUCCAGCUGCCUGGACCUCACGGCGCCGAGCAGCCCGGCGGCCCGCCGCGCCGACAGACUGGCGCCCGGAGCGGCGGGCCGGGGCAGCACGCGCUCGGAGAGGGAGAGCAACACCCUGGACUCGUCCUACAGGCGCUCCUCCGCCCGCCACAAGUCCUCGGAGGAGGCCAAGUCUCCGGACGCCCUGGACCCGGGGGAGGGCGGCGCCGCCGACCGGGGCCACGGCCACUCCCUCUCCGCCCCGCACGACCCCCCGUCCUACGGCCAGGGGUACACCAGCCCCUUCUCCUCCCAGCAGCGGCCCCACCGCCACUCCAUGUACGUCCGGCGCGACCACCAGAGGACGCACGCGGCGGAGGAGGGGCUGGCGGUGGGGCCGGGCCUGCCCACCCGGGCCAGCAGCCUGCAGCUCCUGUCCCCGCAGCUGCAGCACCGCACGCUGCCUCGCCACUCGGGGGGCUCCUCCAGAGAGGAAGACAAGAGCCGGAGCGAGCAGGCCGCCGCCGCCGAGGGCGCCCACAGCAGACCCCCCAUAAGGGACCCCGCCAGGGACAGCGCCGCGUCUUUUCACGCGCAGCGGCAAAAAAACGAGGUCGGUUUAUAUCACGAGCAGCAAACAGAAGACGGGGGCUCGUCCAAAGAGAACCGCAACAUCUACAGCGAGUCCAUGCCGAGGAGGGUGGGCAGCUUCUACAGAGUCCCGUCCCCCCGGCCCGACAACUCCUUCCACGACGGCAGAGGGCCGAAUCGGAGCUCGGGUCUGUCGGCCGACGGGUUGAACAACCACCCCAAGCGCCAGCCCACAUUCGACCCCUGGACUGGCCCGGACACGGUGGUGCUGAACCCCUCCGAACCGUCCAAAGAGAAGGAGAAGCAGGGCUUCUUCAGAGCAAUGAAGAAGAAAAAGAAGAAAUCUCAAAUGGUUCCCAGCGGAGGGGUGGACGCCGUCCUCCAGAAGUCCUCCAGGUCCUCCGGUCACCAGAGCAGCCGCCACAGGACCCGGGACAAGAGCAGAGACCGGGACCAGGACCGGGACAAGGACUGGCCUCCUGAGAAAAUGUCCGACUCGCACACUUCUAGUCAGCCACUGAAGUCCCUGCGCAAACUGCUGCACCUGACGUCCUCGUCCUCCAACCAGGCGUCCCAGCCCGACCCGCGCUACCAGCCGCUGCCCAACCCGGCCUCCUCCGCCCAGGGCGGCUUCCCGGAGGGCCGGGGUCACCCGGGGGUCGGCACGCCGCAGCUCAAGAGCCGGCAGGCGGCCUACGCCAUGCCCGGCCAGCUGGAGGCCGGCUGGCACCCGUCGGCCAUGGGCCGCCCCGAGGGGGGAAACCCCUACCCGGAGCAGAUGGGCAUCAAGGGGGGGCAGAACGGCCACGGCUUCGGACGCCCCUCCAGGUCUCGAAUGCCGAACCUCAACGACCUGAAAGAGACGGCUCUGUGACCCCCCCCGGCCCCCCGUCUGUGGCCCCUGCACGUCCACUGCUGACUUCACACACACACACACACGAGCACACACACACACACACACACACACACACACUCACGAACCUUCAGUUUUAAACACUGCUUGCAAAGGGGCCAAAAGCCUUUUUACGUCUUCAUUUUUUUUAAAGCUUCCAUGUUUGAUAGACUUUAUAUUAUUACUUCUGUAAUUCUGAUUAUAAUUUUUAUUAUAAGGUAAAUAUAUUCAAAUAAUAUAUAUAUAUACAUAUGUGUAUAUAUAUAUAUAUAUAUAUAUAUACAUACAGAGAUGUGUAGAUUUUAAGUGCAAGUAUUUUUGUUUCUAUUCAUUAUAGGAAUAUAGUACAUUUUACUGCGUUGUAUUUCCUUAAUACGUUCUAAAUCACUCUAAACAAAUACAGUUUAAUCAGUUGUUACCAUGGAGAUUAGUGUCGUCCCUCUCUGUCCAACCUGUCCUCUGGAUGUCUUCUUCUCUUUAAACGAAGGCUCCACUGCCGUCGUUAAAGGAAUGUUUCCUUUGUUUUUUGUUUUGGGGGAUUUUUCCGUUUUAAUUUAUUUUUGUAAUGCGGCCAUCUUAGACCCUUUGUGCCCUAAAGGAGACGUCAACCCGGACCCACGUCGCCCCCUGUAGGACGCGACCAAGCGCUGCAUCUCCUGUUCUAACUGACCGUUAACAUGCACUAACUCUACAUCCAGGGACUGACUUCUCGUGCACAGUUUGCGUGUCGGUCGUGGUUUUCGUAAAUUUCAGAGAAAAGAACUCCGGUCUCUCUGAAUAGAACACGCGUAAUAAAUGUUCCUUGUACAGAAAACACCAACAAUCCUUCUGCUGGUGAGACCCUGAUCACGUAAAAGUGCUGCAGAACCCUUAAGAUGAACCAAGCAGCAGCAACUUCUAGAUUUGAGCAAACGUAUUUAUGCAACGAGAUGCAAACAUCUCAGGUUCUAACAAUGGGGCCAUCAGAUGAUAAACAAAUGGUUCUACUUGUUAAUCACAUAAAUAAAUGUUUAAAUGCAUAAUACAAGAAUAACUGCAGUAACAAAACUAUUUAUACAACAUAAGUUGCAAGUUUUUUGGUCCUAACUAUUGUUAGAAAGUCAAUUGUAGACAGAUAGAGGGACACGAAGGUAAUUCUGGAAGAACAAGUGCAGUGGUUCCCCACCUCAUUGUGAAUUAGUCACAUGAUGCGUCAAGUAGUUCUUCAUCAGCGCCGCCCGCCAUGUUCCUCAUCACCUCUAUGUACUAUGUUACCUGAACAUGUCCAUUUGUUCUAUGUUCCCUUUGUACUAUGGUACUAUGUUUUUAUUGUUCUAUGUUCCCUGUGUACUAUUGUACUGUGUUUUUAUUGUUCUAUGUUCCCUGUGUACUAUGGUACUAUGUUUUUAUUGUUCUAUGUUCCCUGUGUACUAUGGUACUAUGUUUUUAUUGUUCUAUGUUCCCUGUGUACUAUGGUACUAUGUUUUUAUUGUUCUAUGUUCCCUGUGUACUAUGGUACUAU
This is a messenger RNA of Pungitius pungitius (ninespine stickleback), 4767 nucleotides long. RefSeq names its product cyclin-dependent kinase-like 5. Gene Ontology annotation, biological process: protein phosphorylation; regulation of dendrite development; positive regulation of axon extension. Gene Ontology annotation, molecular function: ATP binding; protein kinase activity. Gene Ontology annotation, cellular component: nucleus; dendrite cytoplasm. Bases 270 to 3248 code for a protein of 992 amino acids. The transcript has 18 exons. The record is from RefSeq and is a predicted model, not a curated record. Lineage: Eukaryota; Metazoa; Chordata; Actinopteri; Perciformes; Gasterosteidae.